This is a messenger RNA of Anguilla anguilla (European eel), 2282 nucleotides long. RefSeq names its product chromosome 19 C12orf45 homolog (gene nopchap1). The record is from RefSeq and is a predicted model, not a curated record. The coding region runs from base 705 to 1175 and encodes 156 amino acids. Gene Ontology annotation, molecular function: box C/D methylation guide snoRNP complex binding. NCBI's taxonomy places the organism in Eukaryota, Metazoa, Chordata, Actinopteri, Anguilliformes, Anguillidae. Gene Ontology annotation, biological process: box C/D snoRNP assembly. The transcript is spliced from 4 exons.
AACUAUUUGAUAACAGUCCUAAUAAGUGGACCUUAAAUCCCACGCAUAAUGUACUCGUUCUCUCAUUCUCUCAACUGGUAAAAAUACAAAAUAAUGACGUGUUGUAAUUAAAGGUUAUUUGGUCUCGGCUAUUUUAAACUGUGAGCUAUGUCGCGAGAGAAUUUUGGAGCAUAAUGACACUUUCUGUGGACGUUAAUUGUCACUAAGCAACAUAGAACAAAAAGAUUCGUGUAAUUCAGUGCUAAACCUUAAAACCCUGAACAUUUACUGGAUUUGCCAUACUCGUGUACGUGCAGCUCAGUGAGAUUUCUUCAAACGGGCUAUAGAAAAUACCUCCAUCAUGUACAGCAUCGUGCCAUUUUAAGAGCUUGGAGUGCAGGAUCUAUUCGUAACUGAGGAGCUAUGCAUUGUGCCACAAAUUACAUAAUCAGCGCAUUUCAUUUGCAUGGACAUUUGGAAAUGUAUUCCCUGAAAUUGCAUGUAUUUUGCAUGUAUUCCCUCCGAAAUCCCUGAAAUAGAGUAUCAAGGAGGUUACUUGUGUAAAAUAUUUGGACACGGUCAGUGUCUGCUACCACCUCCAAACUACAACCACAGAACGCUGAAGGGACCAGAGUGGACCGUUUUCAAGGAGAUUGUCUCGUUGGUUGUAUUCCGACCUUUCACCCGGAUGUUGCUAUUGCGGCUACUCGUGCCGAAACUACAGCAUGAGCAAAAUGGAGCGGGAGCAAGAGCAGGAGACGACCACCUCACAAGAAUUGCUUUCUUGUGGUAAUGGGGAAGGUUUCCACGAGAAGCUGCUGCUGAAGUCAAAAGCCUCCAGCACUGGUGGUUCACUUCAGACCUCGAAAGUGCCUAGAAGUAGUGUGCUGGACAGGCUGCAGUCCUUCUUGCCACAGAUGGCCCAGGCGAACCGGAAGCUGAGAGAGGAGCUGGAAUCUGCUCCCGCCGGUCGUUUCGACAUUGAGUGUGUCGGCGACAUCGAGAAAGUUAUUGAAAUGGAUGUGGCCCUGGUGGAGCUGCAGGACUCCGACUCAGAUGAGGAGACAGCGAGCGACAGCAGCUCCGACUCGGACUCCGACGGGGACGGCGAGGUCACGGAGGCCACCCUGAGGCUCCCCGGAGACGGGAAGAAGGGGAAGCCCAAUAUCGAGGUUCUAGAGCGGGAAGAUUCGUAGCCUUUAGUGUAGGACUCCUCUGCACAUAAGGGUCACUGGAGUGUAGCAGGGAGGGGCGUGUCUGCACAGGGCCGUGGGCUGGUGAAAAGGGGCGGUGCUGUUUAGUCUAAGCCCCUCCCACACGCACGGGUGCAUCUCGGAAAACGUCCUCCCACUUGAGUGAGCUGAGCGGCUGAUCUGGCUGCUGAUGUUUUUGUCCAAGCAUCACGAUCCCAGUCAAUCUCAGAAAAGGCACAUAGAUGAUUGUGCAAUUCUUAUUAGCCAAGCGCAUACAGCAGCCUGUGUGUGUCUGUACCCCUGCUGCCACCUGUCUCUUACUGUCUUCCAUUACCUUCCAUUACCUCAGGCCCAGGUGUUGAAGGUUACAACCUGACCCCCUUUAAAAUGAGGGCGUUGGCAGGCUUUGUGUAUUUGUGGAAAAUGAAUUUUGCUUAAGUUUAUGUUGUAACUGUGCAGAUGGCCCAUUUAAGUUAGAAUGCAGAAUGAGUUAGACUCGUCAGCGAGUAGCUGGUGUUCUGUUCCCAAGCAGCCUCCCCACUUCCACAGCAGCCAAGGGCAUCUUUGGAUUCUUGGAGGCUCCCUAGGUUGCCAUGACGAUGUAGCAGAGCUGUCCUUGUUCUCUGUUGCUGAAAGUUCUGAGAGGAUUCCGCAGUCCUGGUUGGUACAUAAACUCACCCUGGCAGUCAGUAAAUAAUGAUACAGGGCAAGAAACUGUCGAGCUUAAGGACAGACGGGGCCCUCCUGGACCUCUGAUCGCUUAAACUUCUACACUCAUCAGUGCAAUUUCCGUCCUCCCUGCAGUGGUUUGAGAAUGAGGUUUUCCACGCGGUAGUGACACAGUGGAUGUGUAAAAGCUGAAUACUGUGAGAUGAGAUUACAGUACAGUGAAAAAUUAAUGAAAUUUAUGAACUUAUAUUUUUAUAAUCUUUAUGAUAUGGGGGUUGCCUUUUGCAAAAAGGUCCUGAAAGUGCUUACCAGAUAUUGCUAAUUGGGCCUCAUCAUGUUAUAAAUUUGCCCUUGGAAUCUUUGUAUUGGGAAAAUCCGCACACAAUAUGUAUUUUUCAUUAAAUUUCAAAUGUAAAUAUUAAAAGUUUUUUUUUUUCAUUA